UUCGUCAUCUUUAUGCGCCGGAUAUACUCCUGCAACGUGUUGAAGGAACUUUCACGUGUGGGAAUUUUUCAUCCAGCAACACUUUACCAUUUUAAGCUACGUCAGAUAGUGUCAAAUUAUUGACUUUUCGUGUAGCACAGAGUCAUGGGUCGGAAGUUGGAUCCCACCAGUAAAGUCAAGAGAGGGCCGGGUAAGAAAGCAAGAAAGCAGCAAGGUGCAGAGGUUGAGUUGGCCAAGGUUUUAAAAGAAGAGGAAACAGAAUCAAAACGUCUGUCAAGUAGAGCUAGAAAAAGAGCUGCAAAGAGAGUUCAGAAUUUGCAGAAGUCCAAAGAUAUUGCAGAGGAAAAGUCCAAGAAAGGAUUCACCGAUGAAAAUAAUAAAUGGUUGAAACCAGCUAAAAGGAAGCGUAAGAUCGACGAACCUGAAAGUGAAGACGACAGUGAGGAACACUGGGAAGAUGAUGAUGAUGAUGGAGAGGAGGAGGCGCAGCAGCCCCAGAAGAAGACAGGAAAAGACCAAGCAAAGAAAGGGGCAAAAACAGAAGUGAAAAAACUGGAAGAAGAGGAGGAGGGGGACGAUGAUGAUGAUGAUGAUGAUGAUGAUGAUGACGACGAUGAUGAUGAUGAUGAUGAUGAAGAAGAAAUGGUUGACGACUACGGUACACUUGAUGAUGGCAGCGAAGAUGAAGCCGGGGAAGAGGACAGUGAGGGAGAAGAUCUUCUUCCCAUUGAGCGUGCAGCCAAGAAAGAGAAAAAGAUGAAAGAAUCCAUGGCUCUAGAGAGUGACGAAGAGAAGGAGGAGGAAGAGGAUGAACACAGCGAGAAAUCAAAUGAUGACAUGGAAGAGGAUGACACAUUACAAACUAACACCGAUGAAGGGGAUACAUUCAGGCUGCCUGGUACAGAAGAGAGUGAGAAGGAGGGUCUCAUAUCUCUCGACCUGAAGACAAUCCACCAAAGAAUAAAGGACAACAUUGAUGUCCUUUGUAAUUUCUCAGCAAAAAGGGAGGAGGGGAAAGACCGAACAGAGUACAUCUCUCUUCUGAAGAAAGAUCUCUGUACUUAUUACAGCUACAAUGAUUUCCUCAUUGAGAAAUUAAUGGACCUUUUCCCUCCAUCAGAGCUAGUGGAUUUCCUUGAAGCCAAUGAAAUUCAGAGACCUGUCACGAUCCGGACCAACACGUUGAAAACGAGGAGGCGGGACCUUGCACAGGCUUUGAUCAACAGAGGAGUGAACCUCGAUCCACUGGGAAAAUGGUCUAAAGUGGGUUUGGUUAUCUAUGACUCCUCAGUACCAAUAGGUGCAACCCCGGAGUAUCUGGCAGGUCAUUACAUGCUGCAGGGAGCCUCCAGCUUUCUGCCAGUCAUGGCGCUCUCUCCACAAGAGGGAGAGUUGGUGUUGGACAUGAGCUCAGCUCCAGGAGGAAAGACUACCUAUGUUGCUCAGUUGAUGAGAAACACCGGAGUGAUUGUAGCUAAUGAUGCAAACGCUGAAAGAUUGAAGAGCGUGGUGGGAAACAUUCACCGUCUGGGGGUCACCAACACAGUGGUCAGCAACUAUGAUGGCAGACAGUUCCCAAAGGUAAUGGGCGGGUUUGACAGAGUGCUGCUUGAUGCUCCGUGUUCAGGCACAGGAGUCAUUGCUAAAGAUCCAGCCGUGAAGACCAGUAAGGAAGUGUUAGAUAUCCAGCGCUCUGCUCACUUGCAGAAAGAACUGAUUCUGUCUGCUAUCGACUCUGUCAGUGCUGAGUCCCCAACUGGAGGAUAUCUGGUCUACUGCACAUGUUCGAUAAUGGUGGAGGAGAAUGAGUGGGUGGUGGAUUAUGCUUUGAAGAAAAGGAACGUCAAGUUAGUUCCCACAGGACUUGACUUUGGCAAGGAGGGCUUCACCAGUUUCAAAGAGUUUCGAUUCCAUCCGUCUCUGCGACUCACGCGGCGGUUUUACCCUCAUUCUCACAAUAUGGACGGAUUUUUUGUGGCAAAGUUGAAGAAGUUCUCGAAUGUAAUUCCAACUGCACCUGCGGGGAAAGAAGAAGAGAAAACUGAAGAUCCCGAGGCCCCAGCAGUUACAGACUCUCCAAAGGAGAAACCAUCCAAAAGCGAGAAGACACACAAGACUGCCCCGACAAAAGCUGACAGCUUAAAGCUGAAUCCUAAAGUGAAUGGAACGGCGGUCAAGAAAACGACUAACAAGAAGUCAACAGGAAAAAAGGACUUGCACACUGGACCAAAGAAAGCAAAGGUUGCCAAGAUAGAUGGAGAAACCAUGAAGGGUGCAGAGGCCAAGAAGGCUGUGGUCAAGACCACUGAUGAGAGUAAAACAUCAAAAGAUGAGAAAACGCAGGCAAAAAAGAGAAAAAAACCCAUGAAGGCAAAGAACAGAAUGGGAAAGAAUAAAUUCAACAAGUUGAAGCACAUGUUGCAAAAAACAGAGUGAUAUCUGGACAUUAUGUAAAAAAUUAUCUUGAUUCCAUAAUAACUUUGUGGAACUUUAUUUAGAAGUUACUACUUUGUCAUGAGUUUUCAGGUUGGUGUGUUUUCAGAUGUAACGUGUCAUAGUUACACCUUACAUGUGACAGUUGUAAGCAUGACAUGGCUAUGUGCUCAUGAACUGGUGUCAGAUAUUUUCUUUAUCCCACUUUUAAAGUUGUAUGACAUAAUUUUCAUUGUUAGUUAAAUACAUGUGAGGGCAACCUCCAACGAUUAAUAAAUCUUUUCAGAGAUUUUUCCCAUA
Molecule: messenger RNA, 2733 nt
Organism: Melanotaenia boesemani (Boeseman's rainbowfish)
Lineage: Eukaryota; Metazoa; Chordata; Actinopteri; Atheriniformes; Melanotaeniidae
Gene: nop2
Product: NOP2 nucleolar protein homolog (yeast)
Exons: 16
Coding region: 145-2436 (763 amino acids)
Biological process (GO): rRNA base methylation; maturation of LSU-rRNA
Cellular component (GO): nucleolus
Molecular function (GO): RNA binding; rRNA (cytosine-C5-)-methyltransferase activity
Source: RefSeq, a predicted model, not a curated record